AUGACAGCUGACACAACCGCCGCACGGGACUUUGUACUGCGGACCGCGCGGGAACACGACGUGAAGUUCAUUCGCCUGUGGUUCACCGACAUCCUGGGCAAGCUCAAGGGCUUCGCGAUCACCGCCGACGACCUGGAGGACGCGCUGGACCGGGGCGUGGGGUUCGACGGCUCGGCCAUUGACGGAUUUGCCCGGCACCACGAGAGCGACAUGCGGGCCUAUCCCGAUCCGGCCACCUUCACGCUGCUGCCCUGGCGUCCGCGCCAGAACGCCGUGGCCCGGAUGUUCUGCGACAUCAGGCAGCCCCGGGGCCAGACCUUCCCCGGCGACCCGCGCCAGGUCCUGAGGCGGAACCUGGACAGGGCGGCGGAGAUGGGGUUCACCUAUAACGUCGGGGCCGAGCUGGAAUUCUUCUACCUGAAGAACGCCAGCGCUCCGGAGCUGCUGGACCACGACGGGUACUUUGACCAGCUUUCCAGCUACCCCGCCUCCGACCUGCGGCGGGAGACCGUGCUCAACCUCGCGGAGAUGGGCAUACCGGUGAAGUACUCCCACCACGAGGGCGCGCCCAGUCAGCACGAGAUUGACCUGGAGUACACCGACGCCCUCACCAUGGCCGACAACCUGAUGACGGCCAAGCUGGUGAUCAAGGAGCUGGCACAGCUGCAGAACGUGUACGCCACGUUCAUGCCGAAACCGAUUUCGCGCGUCAAUGGCUCGGGUCUGCAUCUACACCAGUCCCUCUUCGCCGGCGAGGCCAACCGAUUCUAUGACGCGGACGACGAGCAGUACCUGUCGAUGCUGGGCAAGCAGUUCAUCGCGGGACUGAUCGCCCACGCGCCGGAGAUAACCCUGGUGACCAACCAGUGGGUGAACUCGUACAAGCGGCUCAUCCCGGGUUACGAGGCGCCGGUGUACGUCUCCUGGACCCACGUGAACCGUUCCGACCUGAUUCGCGUACCCAGCUACGAGCGCGGGGAGGAAGCGUCCAUCCGCAUCGAGUACCGGUCUCCCGACCCGGCGUGCAACCCCUACCUGGCGUUCAGCGCCAUGCUGGCCGCGGGGCUCAAGGGCAUCGAGGAGCAGUACCAGGUUCCGGCUCCCGUGGUGGGCAACGUGCAGGAGAUGUCGCCCCAGCGCCGGCAGUCCCUGGGGAUCCGCACCCUGCCGUCCAGCCUGGGGGAGGCCAUCAACCUGGCCGAGACCAGCGAACUGCUCUACGAGGCUCUCGGCGACCACGUGUUCAACAGCCUGAUCGAGAACAAGAAGCUGGAGUGGGACGAAUACCGGUCGGAGGUCACCGACUACGAGGUCUCCCGCUACCUCUCCACGCUGUAA
Geodia barretti is the source of this 1338-nucleotide messenger RNA. NCBI's taxonomy places the organism in Eukaryota, Metazoa, Porifera, Demospongiae, Tetractinellida, Geodiidae. The record is from the annotation of a GenBank genome assembly.